AUGGCACAACCCAUCGAUGACUCCAUGCCAGCGCGGGUUGCCGAAGAUUGUCCUGAAAAUAUCAAGCACAUUCUUUAUACUGCAUGGGGUCAUGACCUUGACGGGUUAAAAAAGAUCUUCAAGGCUCGCCCUGAGGCCAAUGCGCCCUCUUAUUUUACCUAUGACCACUCUGUUGCCAAUGCCCAAGACCCUGAGACGAAAGAGACACCUCUCCAUGCUGCCGUCCGCGCCUGCGGCCCCGCCGAGAAGACCAAUGAUAGCGGCAAACAAGAGGAGGACGGCGCCGUAGAGGACGGCGUCGUAGAAGAGGCAAAAGAAAUUAUUGAGGAGUUGUUCCAGUCUGGUGCCAUUUGGAACACCCUUGACAACAACGAUGAGACCCCUGGUUGCGUGGCCUUCAGGCUAGGUCGAACAACCCUGUAUAAAAUGUUUGUUUCAAGAGGCGAAAUAACAGAACGUCUGCUGUCCGACGAUGUGGGAUAUGAAGCGCUGCCAUCAGAGGACGGGGGGGAGGAAGCCGCCGCUGGGGCCACAGUUGACGACGACGCCAUGGACGUUGAGGAUGAAGCCCCUCAGCUGGUCACCGCAGAUGAGACCGAGUUGGUUUCUCCAGAGGAUGACGAGAAGCCGGUAACGAGCGACGAAUACCUCAAGUCAGAGCUAACCUACGACGAUGGGAAACUCGUCGACUCUGACCUCAACGGUGUGAUGAUGGCCUGGGAGACCGACAUCAUGAAGCGUUCUGUAGCCGCUCUGUUGCCCGAUGCUCCCACCGGCAAGCGAAUUUUGAACAUCGGUUUCGGAAUGGGUAUUGUCGAUGGCAUGUUCGCCGAAUUGAAGCCCUCCCGUCACCAUAUCAUCGAGGCCCAUCCCGCCGUCUUAGAGCACGUUGCCAAACCAGACUCCAAGUUCGGUCCCAGCUGGGAGAAGAGCGGGCCCGAGGAGGACGCCUACAAGAUUCAUGCAGGGAAAUGGCAGGACGUAGUACCCAAACUGAUGGAGCAAGGAGAGGUGUAUGACGCCAUCUACUUCGACACAUUUGGGGAAGACUACUCGGAGCUGCGCAAGUUCUUUUCUGAAUACCUCUUGGGCCUGUUGGAUGAAGAGGGCCGAUUCAGCUUCUUCAAUGGCCUUGGAGCCGACAGAAGGAUAUGCUAUGAUGUCUACCUCCAGGUAGUAGAAGCGCAUGGAAAUGAUGCUGGCUUCGACAUUUCAUGGGAGGAGAUUGAUGUCGAUAUGUCCGCCCUCGCCGAAGCUGGAAAGGGAGAGUGGGAGGGUGUUCGUAGACGAUACUGGACACUUGACAAAUACAAGCUCCCGAUCUUUACGUUCAUGGGCUAG
Clonostachys rhizophaga is the source of this 1341-nucleotide messenger RNA. Lineage: Eukaryota; Fungi; Ascomycota; Sordariomycetes; Hypocreales; Bionectriaceae. The record is from the annotation of a GenBank genome assembly.